AUGUUCGGCUUCUCCAGCUCCAGCAACAGCAAAAGACCUAAACUCAACGGUCCCGACAUAGCAAGCAUGACCUCUCCCGGACCCAAGUACAAAGACCUCCGCGGAUACAACGCGCCCAUCCAACCUGCCCCUGCUGCCCAGCCCCAUCCAUCAACUGUAACGUACAACCCGAACGCUUCGACGCCUGAAACACGGGCAGCAGCAGGUCUCAAGUGGGGUGUUACGCCGAAAGAUGAUCCGCCACCGUACUCGCCACCUGAAAGUUCUUAUUCGGAAGAGGAACAGGCUGAGAGGGAGAGGUUAAGGAAGAAGGGUAUCAAUCCUGAUCUGAAGGCGGAGAUGGAUGAGGUGAUUUAUGGCAAGGGCGAGGAUGGGAAGAAGAAGAAGUCGGGGUUUUGGACGAAGGUUGCGGGGACGAGUAUGGGUGGUGGGUGGAUCAAGUAG
Messenger RNA from Fulvia fulva, 444 nucleotides. RefSeq lists its product as uncharacterized. The record is from RefSeq and is a predicted model, not a curated record. NCBI's taxonomy places the organism in Eukaryota, Fungi, Ascomycota, Dothideomycetes, Mycosphaerellales, Mycosphaerellaceae. Bases 1 to 444 code for a protein of 147 amino acids. The transcript has a single exon.